UCUCUCUCUCUCUCUCUCUCUCUCUCUCUCUCUCUGAAUCAAACACAGAAAAUGAAGCACCUAAGGAAAGUAUUUCUCAUGGUAUUGCUCAUGGCAAUAGUGGCAUUCAAUGCUGCAUCUGCAUUCUUAUCAUCUUCACCAGAAGGCGGCUCGUACCUUACUUAUGGAGAAGAAGAAGAAGAAGAAGAAGACGGCGUUUCGGGCGAGACCCAAGAUCAGUCGUCCUUUGAAACCCUCAACCCAGCAGCUUCACUCCGAGGCGCAGGCCGGUUCCUCACGCAGGCCGCUAGCUCGAGGGCCGUGCCAACGUGCGACAAGUACCCGAGGAUCUGCCGGGACAAGGGAAGUCCCGGGCCGGACUGUUGCAAGAAGAAGUGCGUGAACGUGAGCGCCGACAGGCUGAACUGCGGGAUGUGCGGGCACAAGUGCAAGUACUCGGAGAUAUGCUGCAGAGGUCAGUGUGUGAACCCCAUGUCGGACAAGAAGCAUUGUGGGGGUUGUAACAACAAAUGCAACAGGAAGAAGGGCUCUUCCUCCUCUUCUUGCGUUUAUGGGAUGUGUAGCUAUGCAUGAACUUGAAGGAGGUGUGAAGAUUUGGAAUCAAAAGGGUUUGAAGUAAAUUGUGCAGUUGCCAUCAUGUUAAUUGAAUUUGUUGGUAACUUUGUUCAUUUGUUGACAAGGUAAUAUGCAGAAAAGUCUAGAUGUGUUUAUAUAUGACUAAAGGUAAUAAAGGCAAGGCCAACAUCAUCGUGAUUGAUUGGACUUUGCCCACAAAGUUGUAGUUGUUCAAGCUAGUUUAAAUGUAAUAAGAGUGAUAUUAUUCAUCUUUAAUGAUCGGGAUUAAGGUAGGGCACGAAAUCGAUCUCCAGUUCAAGUGUUUUAAGAGAAUUUUCGUCGAUCCUGUGAACAAGUUGCUU
Molecule: messenger RNA, 917 nt
Organism: Rhodamnia argentea
Lineage: Eukaryota; Viridiplantae; Streptophyta; Magnoliopsida; Myrtales; Myrtaceae
Product: stigma-specific STIG1-like protein 3
Exons: 1
Coding region: 52-573 (173 amino acids)
Source: RefSeq, a predicted model, not a curated record